UACCCCAGAGGGAGGCGCCGAGGGGACCAAGCGAACAUACAGGAAGUCAGAGAAAGAUCUGUGAUAAGCAGGAGCACCGAUAGAAGAGACGGCCAGACACCUUUAAAGACAAUUUCUCUCUGCACCAGAUGGAUCUGCCUCGGCCAGAGAUCUUUGACUUCCAUGGUGUCUCUAUGACACAUUACUUUACGGACAACUGGGAAAAUGUCCAGAACUUCAAAGCCAGACCAGAUGACAUCGUCAUUGCCACUUACCCCAAAGCAGGUACCACUUGGGUUGCCUACAUUCUCGACCUACUGUAUUUUCGUCAGACGAUGCCUGAGCGCGAGUCCACCAUCCCAAUUUAUGACAGAAUCCCGUUUUUGGAGAUGGUUAUGCCCCACUACCCUUUAGGGACAGAGAUGGCUAACACAUUGUCCACCUCUCCUCGCAUCAUCAAGACUCAUUUACCUGUUCAGUUCAUUCCCAAAUCCUUCUGGGAGCAAAACUGCAAGAUUGUCUAUUGUGCUCGCAAUGCCAAGGACAAUGUUGUGUCCUAUUUCCACUUCGACCGCAUGGAAAAGUUACAACCUGAGCCAGGAGACUGGACCAGUUUCCUACAGAGAUUCAAAGAAGGAAAGAUGGUGUUUGGCCCCUGGUAUGACCAUGUGUGUGGGUGGUGGGAGAAGAAACAGACGUACUCCAAAAUGCACUACAUGUUCUUCGAGGAUCUGGUGGCGGACACUGGACGUGAGAUAAAGCGCCUUUGCUCCUUCCUCGGUUUGUCCACGUCAGAUGAAGAAAAGGAGAAAAUCAGAGGAGCUGUUCAGUUUGAUGUCAUGAAGGCGAAUCCUAUGACUAACCUCACUGAAGACGGAAGUCUAGACUUCAGUGUCUCUCAAUUCCUGCGAAAAGGUAAAGUUGGGGACUGGAAGAACCACUUCACUGUGGCUCAGAAUGAGCAGUUUGACGAACACUACAAGCAGAAGAUGAAGAGCACCAGUCUCCAAUUCCGAACAGUGCUAUAGAGAGUUUUUGUGGAGGGGUAAAGAGAGGUUUAAUCAAAACCAAAAUGAGGCUUCAGCACAAAAAUACAUCAGCAUUGAGAGAAAGAGGGAACACAUUUCAGUCUUCAAAGAACACCAUGGACUCAAAAAUGCUUCGCAAUCAUGUACUGAAUACAUCUGCACUAUGGCACUGAAUUAUCAAGAUAACAACUACAAGGAUACUGUCAGUAAGUGACAAGAGACCAACCCAGCAAAAGGGUGGGAUGGGCGGAAUCAUGACACCUGAUUGGAUCAUGGGACAGCACAACGACGUUUAAGUGAGCAGAUAUACUCAGUUCUGGAAUCACAGGCAAGCAUGAAACGGGGUGCACAAACUUUAAACCAGUCGUAGUAUUUUCACAGUCUGUAUUUGUCAGGAUUCUAAGCCAGCUAACGCAUCUUCAGGCAUUAACCAAAAAACAGGUAACACAGAGUUUGAGUAUAAGAUCAAGGUAGGAUCACAUUUUCUUAAAUUCCCUCUUUGAUUAUGCUUAAAGUAUUGUACUAGAUAGUGCUAGUGUCAUUUGGGAUGUGCCCCAAUGUUAAAAACGCUUCAGUCCGAUAUUACUAGAAUAUUUAGUUUUAUUAUCUAAAAAAAUAGCUGACUUCCUUUAAUGCCAGUCCUUGCUUGGAAAUGCACGAUUCAAGAUUGUCAUUCACAGUAAAUAAAUUCCAUGUAACUCCAAACACAGCAUAUUCUUAUUUACAGUCAACAAAAAUAGCGUAUUUACAUUUUCUUUUAUGUUACACACAUACUCGUGUUGGCUUUUCUCAUGUAUUGCUCAAGCAUACAUAAUGUUGUUGUAGUGGACAGCAAAUACAGCCGUCUUGGGAGAUAUGUCCUUCUGUCUUCCAUGUAAAAUACUAUGCAAAAUAACACAACAAAUAUUCUUAAAUUCUGAUGGAUUCCAGCUUGAACUUUCACCUAUGCUGUCACCAGAUGGUGCAGCCCAAGUAAUUUAAGACCAAUUCACAUCAUAAUGAUAUUAUAAUUGUUUGAAAUCAUCUCUGGUCUCCAAUGAAACCUUGCUACAGUCUGGGACAACCCAAGGUUGAAUAGCAGUAGCUUCUGUUUGACUGUUCAGGCAGGAGCAAUGUGAACCAAACAGGCUAAUUUUAACAGGAGAACUGCACUGUUUAAUGAAACAGAAGGAUGGAUUAGAGGUCAAUUAAAUAUUGUGCCUCCCGCAAAUGCUCACGGAUAUCACAUUUGUCCAACAGCCAAAUCUAAGUGGAGCAAUAUAUGAAAAUAUUUCAGACAUAAAGAUGUCAUAUUUGUACAGUAUAAUUAAGGCCGAGCUCCCUAUGAAAAAGGCUGAGUGCAGAAGACUAAAAUGCAAAUAGGUAAUCACUGUAGAUUGAUCCAGUUUAUUAAGUUUAAUAUGCAAAGGAAAAAAAAUACUGCUCUCCUGGGAUUUUGCCAAAGUUGUUAAGAAUCUAUUGCUUACCAUAUCAGAUCAAAACAUCUGGCAUAAAUCUUCUCAAGACCCUUCCUCAACAGUAAUCAUAAAUAGAAACCAUUUUAAUAACGCUGACUGACCAUCACUUGUGUUCUAUCUGCUCUGUACUGGUUCCUAAGGUGGUUCAUACUGGUGUCUAUUUACUGUAAAAGUAACGGAAUACAGUUACUUUUGUAUCUGGAUUAUCAGAUAUAUUGUUGUAUUCCAUCACUACCCAACCCUGCGUUGAAGACACCCAUUGUUACCUCAAAAAGCCUAUUUUCUUCAGCCCUACAACCUUUUAUUUUACUUUUUUGACUGUCACAAUUUUCAUGUUAGCUUGACCUCAUGCCAUGUAAGACUAAAAAUUAAGAGGUUGUGCUACCUUAUGUAUUAUAAAAUCACCAUAACCUCUGUAAAUAUAUGCUUUGGGUAUGAAGGCAAUCAUCUUUCUGUGAAGCUGCUUUGUGACAACAUCCGUUGUAAAAAGCGCUAUACAAAUAAAUUUGAUUUGAUUCGA
This is a messenger RNA of Pygocentrus nattereri (red-bellied piranha), 2984 nucleotides long. Its product is annotated as cytosolic sulfotransferase 2-like. Gene Ontology annotation, biological process: sulfation. The record is from RefSeq and is a predicted model, not a curated record. Gene Ontology annotation, cellular component: cytoplasm. Bases 129 to 1007 code for a protein of 292 amino acids. Lineage: Eukaryota; Metazoa; Chordata; Actinopteri; Characiformes; Serrasalmidae. Gene Ontology annotation, molecular function: sulfotransferase activity. The transcript has 9 exons.